CCGCUAUUUCCGAGCGCUGCACCCCAGCCACUUCCCAUUUCCGAACCUCUCUCAGUCUUGAUCCAGCACCCCGAGCUAUACGUGGACUCAGCUUCUAUGUUUCCUUUUCCAGCUCGGAUGCAACAACAUCAUUCAAGCUCCUUCCCCAUCGUCCCACGUUACCAGCCUUGUAUCCCUUCGGAAAACGAAAAGCAGGUUAAUUGGGGCCAACCACCCCAGCAACCUUCACUCUCCACAAUCUCGGUGAGUUGGUGAGACAUUGGCCCCCAUGGGCCACGAUGAACUUGUCUCCUCCGCAAUAUCUGCCCAAUUACGGUCAAGCCCCAGGUCAAGCUUUUCCCCAUCCGUCCCAAGGCAAUUCCAGUCAGUCCCCGCAACGCUUCACAAAUGAUCCCGAGAGGGUUUAUCAUCAAAGGCAUGGCUCGGAUUCGCAUUCACAGGACGCUCAACCUCAUGAAUCCUCAAAUGCUAGACCACCAAUGUCACACACUUCCGACCAAUUAGGGGCAAAGAGAAAACGUUCGGUUUCCUCUAGAGUUUUGAAGAAGGAGGAACGAAAGAAAGUCAGUAGAGCAUGUGACAUCUGCAAGUCGCGUAAACUCCGUUGCACAGGAACCCAGCCAUGCAGUCGAUGUAGCAGCCAAGGCCUUGCCUGCAAGUACAAUGCGCUCCAUAGAAGAGGGAAACCUCCAUCUCCAGAGCCAGCAGAAACUUUUCAGACCUCAAGUCAUGAGUCUGUCAGGUCAACAUCAGCAGUGAGUCCUCAUUUACAACAUGGAAAGGCUUCGGCCCGACCUGCAGCAAAUCGAUCAGAUGAUGUGCCUAUCUCAAACCAGCAAAGAAAGUCCUCGCGAAGUUCUCAGGAGCCCGAGGAAACCCGCUUUGAGGGUCACUAUAUCGGUCCAACAUCCGGGAUCGCCUUCCUCCAUCGAGCACAGAGACGGUUCAAACAGGACUUUGCCGCAACGAUUUCAAGCAAUGUCAACGGGAAAGGCUCCCCGCAAUCAUCGGUCUUCUCUUUCGGAGAUGGCUACUAUCCAAAGUACUCCGCUUCCGACUUGACUUUCCCUCCCAGGCAGCAAGCCAAGCAUCUUGUCGACAGAUACUUUGAUUUCGCUAUGCCGACGUACAGAUUCUUGCAUCGUGCCACCGUGGAAAUCUGGCUGGACCGGAUAUGUGACAAAAAUGAAAACAGGGCGGCCAAUAUACCGCGACUUUCAAACGCAAAAGCUGCUCUGGUUUUGCUGACUCUUGCAACGGCAACUUUGUAUGAAGAAGACGCUACAGGCUCCCUGAUUGAUUCAGAGGCUGAUGAUUGCGAGCAGAGUGGGGUCUACUUUGCGGCAGCUGAACGGAGAAUAGCAGAGGAAACAGGCCCCGUACGGUUAGAAUCAGUCCAGGCGAGGUUGGCACAAUGCAUCUACCUGUUGGGAUCAUCGCGGAUAAAUCAAGCUUGGUACACCUUUGGAACGGCAAGCCAAAUGGCCCUCGCCCUGGGUAUCCACCGGAAGAAAUUCUCCCAAUCUUUUGGAGGUUCGUCAAGCUUGGCUGAGGUUGAGAUGCGAAAACGAGUCUUCUGGAGUGCAUACAUACUUGACAAGUACCUCAGUAUCAUCUUAGGUCGACCCAGAGUUUUUCGAGAUGAGGAUAUCGACCAACAUUUUCCCGAGCGACUCAAUGAGGCUGACUCGACCUCCGACUCAUCAAAACCGAAGGCCGCGCAGAGUCAGUGUGUUUCGGACGGACCAGUAUUCCAUGCAAAAUUGGCCAGAAUUGUUGGGAAAAUAUCCAGCGAUCUUUACCCCACGAACAAUAUUCCAAAUACCGACUGGAUGGAAACCGCACAGCAAAUCACUGCAGAGUUGAAAGCCUGGAAAGGAUCUCUCCCGCCAUUCCUAGAACCCGACAAGGUAGAUCCUGCCAUGUUGAUACCUAUCUUUCAACGCCAAAGCACUGUGUUGAGAUUAGCAUACCUCAAUGCCCUAAUACUUGCAAAUCCUCCAUCUCUCCUCAGCAGCUUUGCAGAUUUAAAUCGAUCCCAAAACGCUCCUUCUGGCAAGCUAGAAUCUAGCCUCAAAGAAUGCAUUGAUGCCGCGUCCGCGGUGGUGGAAACUGUCAAUGGGUUCAUUUAGCAAAGCAGGAUGCGGAAACCGUUUUGGUUCACUCAUUAUAUUUCUUUUUGUGCUAUUUCUACCCUUUACGUCUAUGCUAUCCAGCAAAGUCAACCCGGCGAGCAGCCAGAGCGGUCCAACAAUGGAACGAGCCCUCAUCUACAGCAGUUCGAAGCAGCGGAAAGAUGCCAAGGAAAUAUCUAUGCAACUACUGCCCCAAGUUCGCCCUUCAGAAGAUACAACAUUAUCUUAGAUGAGUUGAAGAAAGAAGUUCUCCUCCGCCUGGACGGAGCUACGCCGCCGUCAAACAGCACGCUUAGCAAACCCGAGGUUAUGGUCCAGGAACAAGCGGAGCCCAGAGCACCCUAUUUAAUGGAUU
This is a messenger RNA of Hyaloscypha bicolor E, 2490 nucleotides long. RefSeq lists its product as uncharacterized. Gene Ontology annotation, cellular component: nucleus. The transcript has 4 exons. The record is from RefSeq and is a predicted model, not a curated record. NCBI's taxonomy places the organism in Eukaryota, Fungi, Ascomycota, Leotiomycetes, Helotiales, Hyaloscyphaceae. Bases 279 to 2132 code for a protein of 617 amino acids. Gene Ontology annotation, molecular function: sequence-specific DNA binding; zinc ion binding; DNA-binding transcription factor activity, RNA polymerase II-specific. Gene Ontology annotation, biological process: DNA-templated transcription; positive regulation of transcription by RNA polymerase II.